Molecule: messenger RNA, 552 nt
Organism: Phalaenopsis equestris
Lineage: Eukaryota; Viridiplantae; Streptophyta; Magnoliopsida; Asparagales; Orchidaceae
Product: 40S ribosomal protein S15a-like
Exons: 1
Coding region: 34-426 (130 amino acids)
Biological process (GO): translation
Cellular component (GO): cytosolic small ribosomal subunit; ribosome
Molecular function (GO): structural constituent of ribosome
Source: RefSeq, a predicted model, not a curated record
UACGAUCUUGGAGCUUUUAAAGUGUCAGCUAAGAUGGUGCGGGUGACCGUCCUAAAUGAUGCUCUCAAGAGCAUGUACAAGGCUGAGAAACGGGGAAAGCGGCAAGUCAAGAACAGACCAUCUUCAAAAGUCAUGAUCAAGAUCCUCCUUGUCAUACAAAAGCAUGGCUAUAUUGGUGAAUUUGAGUAUAUUGAUGAUCACAGAGCAGGUAAGAUUGUGGUAGAACUGAAUGGACGCCUAAAUAAAUGCGGUGUCAUUAGCCCCAUGUUUGAUGUUGGUGUUAAAGAUAUUGAACCAUGGACUGCAAGGUUACUCCCUUCCCGUCAGUUAGGGUACAUAGUGCUCACAACAUCAGCAGGCAUCAAGGAUCAUGAGGAAGCUAGGAGGAAGAAUGUUGGAGGAAAGGUUCUAGGGUUCUUUUACUAAGACUAAAGUUUUCCCAGUGGAUGGAGUCUCAUUUAUAUGGUACAAUGUAUUUCGGAAGAAAAUUUUUAAAGAUUUUGUAGCAAAACCAAUCUUUUGAAUGCAGACUAAUCAUUUGAUCGUUAGAUA